Molecule: messenger RNA, 1736 nt
Organism: Acyrthosiphon pisum (pea aphid)
Lineage: Eukaryota; Metazoa; Arthropoda; Insecta; Hemiptera; Aphididae
Gene: Mlpt
Product: mille-pattes
Exons: 2
Coding region: 556-585 (9 amino acids)
Source: RefSeq, marked reviewed
GUGUGUGAGAGUGUAUCAGUCGACAGAUACACCUUCUUUUAAAAUCGCGGCAGACGCACCGACGAAAAGCACACACACGGCGGCGGCUCGAGUCAUCGGUCGUGUUCGGUUUUUCAUCUCUCUCUCAUAUCUUCUCCUUUUUUAGUUCCUUGACCGGCCGCGAUCAGUGUCGUCCCUGCAGCAGUUAUUAUUAUUAUAAACAUCGAUACACAUAUAUAUACACCUAAACAUUAUCAUUAUUAUAUUAUCAUCUUCCGUCGUCGGUGCACUCUUCAGUCCGCGCUCUCGUGUGUGUGUGUAUUUUUUCCCGGGCUUUUAAACCGGGCCAUUAUAAAUACGGGGUGCACGCGCUCAACAGCAUUCAGUAUCCGACCGGCUUUUCGUCCGACGACACUUCAGCGGCUCUUUGCUUUUUCUAUUAUCAAUUUAUACCGGCCACUCUCGCGUAUAAUCCGAUAUUUCCGAAAGAUAUCGCCGCCGCCGAAGUGUUUGACGUUUUUAUAAAAAAAAUUUUUUUGAAAAUUUUUGAAAAUUUUCUUCACCGCCGCAGCAACGAUGGGUUUGGAUCCGACUGGACUGUACUGAGUGUACACUUAACGACUACAUCUCAACCGAUCCGUCAAAUCGCCCCAACGAUUUUGCGCAAAGCACAUAUAAACCAACCGAGAAUUUUUCCAAAAAUUCAAUCUCGACUUUCUUCGUAUAUCGAACCGAAUCCACGACAAAAAUAAUCAUCAUGUGCGGAGGAGGACCGAAACUCGACCCAACUGGCCUCUACUAACCAGCGUAGAUGCAUCAAACAACCAACACACACACACAAUUCAACAUUAUGUUUAAAUCAGGUUUACGAAAAAACACGAAUUCCGAGAUCAUGGCCCCAAAAGUCAGCACCUUCUACCACGGCACAAUUAGGCAUCUGUAUUGGCCUCAAACAACAGUUCGUUGGAGUCAAGAUUUUGUAUGAAGACAAUAAGUUUUGUUCAAUUUUCUCACAUAAGACUCGAGGAGGACGACGGAUGAUGAUAUUCACAACAGAAUAUUAUUAUUAUUAUUAUUAUUUUUUGACUAUUUAAAAUCUCAAAAUAGUUUUAUUGUUAAAUUUGUCUGUUUUUAAUAUUUUCGUUUCCUCCUCGCUUUUUUUUUAUUUUUAUCAUCUGGGUUCACAUGUAGUUUCAUUGGGAAUAUGGACAUCUGUAUUAGUUAGCUGAUCAUAGUCCCCGUGGAAUAGGGUUUGUGUAUUUAUUUAUUUAUUUUUAUUAUUAUUAUAAAUACGUUCCAAGCUUGAAAAAUAUUUUUCUUUCUUAAAUCACAUUGGAUUUUAAUUAAAGUAAUGUUGCUUAUUGUUAACUAUUUAAAAAUUAACAAUAAAUUAAUUUCAGUCUUAUGUUAUUUUUGAACGAUAAUUAUUAUUAUUUUUAUUAUUAUACUAGCUAUUAUUAUUUUUUUUUUUAUAAUGGAAUUGAACUUAUAUUGUAUUCAUCAAAAUGAUUAACAACAAACAUUAGAACACUUUGUAACAAAAAAAAAAAAAAAAUCACGUGUAUUAAUACGUAGGCUUAAAAGACUGACUUAACUCUGGACUUCUAUCUAUAAAAUAAAGUGUUUGUUUUCCAAUUAUUCUAAUAAUGUAUAGUCUCAGGAACAAUGUUUUUUCUAUUUUUAUAAUAUUAAUCUUCUCCGUAUAUUUUAUUUAUUUUUGUACAUAAAAACAUGAAAUAAAAGUGUUUAAAAAAUUA